Cydia fagiglandana is the source of this 1088-nucleotide messenger RNA. RefSeq lists its product as uncharacterized. The record is from RefSeq and is a predicted model, not a curated record. Lineage: Eukaryota; Metazoa; Arthropoda; Insecta; Lepidoptera; Tortricidae. The coding region runs from base 66 to 1088 and encodes 340 amino acids. The transcript is spliced from 8 exons.
UCAAUUUAAUUACUUCAUUAUCGUGAUAUAUUUCGAAUAUUAUACUGGAUAUAAUUAUUGGCUUCAUGAUGAUGCCAAUGCAAUUCAAUAGAUCCGGGCCUCCUAUUCUGAAUAACUACGCCGUGUCUCGUCUUGGUCGGAAGACGGCUGUGGAUGACCAGAAAGUGCUCGUUGCACUGCCAAGAGAUAUUAUCCCUGAACGAACUUGGGCCGAGGUCCUACAGAAAGAGGACACAGAGAUGAUCGUCCUGGAGAUCCGGGAGGAGAUCGUCGAAGAUGCGAUACUGAUCGUCUACGAGAAAUACAUGGAGCGCCAAAUAGCGCCUUUCACCGUCCACUGCGCCGCUCAAGCCUGGCUUAAACUAAUAGACUGGUACUUCUACAAACACGACCCAGGCGAGGAUCCUUCCGCCCACCCCCCCUGCUUCAUCCCGAAGCGUGUGGAGUCCUGGACCCCAGACGAGAUGCCCUCGCCCUCCCCCAAGGAUUCCUGGGGCCGGAUGAACCUGAACGUGGUGGAGGAGGUCGUCGAGGAGACUCUGAGAAAGUGGCCAAGCUCGCAGUCCAUAGACUUACCCGUGGUGGACGAAAUUCCGCCAGAGUGCAGGUUUCCGGGUAAAGUGUUACUGCCAGGAUACAUGUACGAAGAAAGUUACGAUUAUGAUAGCAUUACGUUUGACGAGAGCGUUUCUUCGUAUAUGGCCACCGAGAGUGAGCUACUCCAAAGGGUCACUAACUACACUCCAGCAGAGACUUCCAACAAGGAAUCAAUGACCUUGACGACUUUCGACUCCCAAAAGGAUACAACCACUGAGACUACGAAGGAAUCAAGCCCUCUCCACGGAGCGGGAGACUCACCCAUACCUCACUCCAAAAUACACUCCCACUCAACCAAGAGCAGAAUCAACACCCGAUCCAGUAUGCUGGCCAGGUCUAGAAACGCUCUACCUCCUCUACAGUCGGACUCGCGAUCCAGAGCAUCUGCCAUCUCAGACUGUCGGCUGAGAAGCCUCAGAUUGGACACUAACUACGACAUGUCAUCAGAGAAGUUAGUUUCACCACCGAAAGUUAAUAUGAAGAGAAAGUGA